CUGCAAUCGUUGCUAUCCGUAAACAAUAUGGAGGAUGGCGGGCACUGGCUGAAGCUACAAAUUUAUCGAUACUUUAACAUGUAGCUGUUCUAACAUUCUGAGGGACAGAUGAUGGCUGUCGCCACAGAUAUGAUAGUUCCUCCUCCUGCAGGUCACAAACAUGUGGCUUUUGCUGUGAGUGGUGAGGCGGACAAUCAGAAUGUUAUGCAUGUGAAUGUGGCCACAAGGCCUACUCCUUCUGUCAGCUUCCAGUCAGAUUUGCGGCCUCGAUCUAUAACACAUCAGCUGUCAGUCGUGCCAGAGGGAGAGGAGUUUGAGGAAAUACUUAGAGAAAUUGACAAGGACUUGGAAAAAGGAAAUGAAGCAGAUGCAGAAGAGGAAGAAAAUGAAGAUGAAGAAAAGACACUGAUAGAUGAUCAUGAAGAUCCAGUAUUUGAGAAAAUAAAAGAAAAAGUUGAAAAAUCACUUGAAAGGACAGAUUCUGCUACUUCACUGUCCAGUGCUGGUACAGACGAAAGUGAUGGAAAACAAAUACUUAUUUCAGAACACUAUACAAGUAUUCCAUUUGGUAUACAGCCUAGAGCAACUUAUGAGCAUGGCAAGAAAAAUGCUGACAUCAUGGGAUUGGCGUACAACAGCAGAAUGAGACAGUUCAUUAUCCUUGAUAGUAAAGGCAUCACUUCCUGGAAACGAGACAAUGUGGAUAACAGAGUGAUGAGGAACCUGUUGUACCCUAAGUAUGAAUACCGACUUCUGACGUACUUAGUCUAUGCAAAAAAAUAUAACUGCUACUUUGCCUUGUCCAAAGAUUUCUCGUUAAAGGUGUUGAACCGUGACUUUGACGAGACAUGUCACGUCAGUGCUGGACUUAGGUCAGUGUUGUUCAUGGUGUUCAACUCAGUAACUGACGAGCUUAUCACAGGGGGAGUCGAUGGAACCAAGAUUUGGUCUUUUCGCCAAGUAGCUGGUAGUUCUUUUAUGGAACUGAAACCCUUAGCCAACUAUGAACUGCACUUAGAAAAGACACUGGAAAAUGUUGGAGGUAGUUGGGUGAAGAAGGUGGAAUUGGAUCAUCACCUCCAGCACUUGUACUUCUGUUCUGACACGGAUCUUCAAGUCUACAAUCUUCAGGGCAAAAGACUCUUCAAAUACGAAAAGGCCCAUACAAUGUCAAUCACAGGCUGUGUUUACUCCCAGAGUGCCAAAGUCCUCAUUACUUCCUCAGUCGACUGUGAAGUGAAGGUGUGGAGUCUGAUGGGUGGAUUGGUACACUCAUUCCGUGGUCACUCUCGAGCUGUUACCAACUUGUUACUUCACCCUGACUCCUCUUCUCUCAUAAUCACCGCCUCACUGGACGGGUCAAUCAGGAUGUGGUCACUAGACACGAUGGAGCUCGUCUACAAUAUUACAGUGUCGUCGGAUGGAGUGCUGUGGAUGGGUCUGACAGAUGACAACAUCCUAUACGUCAGUACAUGCCGUAACAUCACACUUUGGUCACUGAAUCAGUUCUACAGUUUCUGGGCUCUUAGCCGGAACCGUGUGACCAACCUCUCGCUAUCUGGUCAUGAGGGUAAAACCACCCGGGUUGUGUCUCUGGGAGAUGACAGCAGUGUGAGAUUGUUCAACAGGAAGACAUCCAAGAACCUGACGACGGUGCUGCCCCCACAUGUGGUACCUCCUCUACAGUCGGUGAUGAGUGUAUGUUACAGUAGGGAGUUUGAUGUGGUAUUCCUUCUCAUCAAUCCACAGGAGAUCUGGGUCUAUACCUCCAGGACUGACCCUAGCUGUCGUAUUGCUGUGUGGAAUGUCCACGACAUACAGAUGCCUUAUAUCACUGGGGCUAGGGGAAAAGGAGAGGAGCGUGGUACAAGGACUGGCCCAAAGGGAAUACCACUCCAUCGUGCCACAGAGAACGGCACAGGCAACGAGGUCGUGUGUAAUUGUUACAGUCUGUGUGAUCUGAAUUCUUCUGCAACCAUGUGGACGGACGAGGGCAACUGUUGUCCUAUACGCCAUACCUAUCUACUACUGGGGAUGGAGGAUGGUCGGAUUCUAUUCAUGGACCCGGUGAUUCGUGGACAAAAGUACAUGGAGUUCAAGGCUAACAAGGACAAGAUCCAGAUGAUGAAGCAUGAUGUGGCCCACGAAGCACUGAUUACCAUGUGUCAGAUGGCUGACCACGCCCUGUUCCAGAUGUGGGACUUACCUAACCUUACACUCAAGCAUGAGGUGUGCUGUGGGCAGGAUGUCCAUCACUUCACCCGACUGGAUUACUCCUUCCUGACUGGCCACCAGAGCGGCGCUGUCUACUUCCACUACUUACUUCCUGCUGAGGAGUCUAUGACAUCUGUGAAGUCAAAAGGAGAAGAUGAAGAACAGACCUUAGAGGAGAAGGAUGUGGGAAACAAUGGUAAAAAGUUGGAUCAUAACAGUCCCAUUGUAGGACUGGAUGCCUCAACAUCUCUGCGGAUAUUCUGCUCUGCCAGUUUGGACGGUGCAUUGAAGAUUUGGGAUGAGUUCUGUGUGCUGCUGACAGAAAUCACUAUGGAAGAAUCUCUCAGUGCCCUGUGCUUUCUAAAUGCUCAAUGUGACCUACUGGUUGGCUUUCAAAACCAUAUUUACUUCAUUGACCACACCAAAGUUUGUCCUUACUUGAAGCUUCCGAGUGAUGAGGGGGACUAUGACACAGACACAGAGUCGGACAUCUAUGAGAACCCUGAUGUGUUGUACGAGGGAGGACUACAGAACACUGAUGAAUUAACUCUGGAGACAUACCUGGUUCCUUACAAGCUGCAGUUUUCUCAGGACUUCCUGGAGGGAAAGCUGCCUAUAGAACAGAAAGCUGGUCCUAAGGAGGAAGAUAAGGAGUCUAGCGAGUCUGAGUCUGAUUAUUCCUUGGCUGCCACUGACACGUACCUUUCACCACCGGACAGUCCUAGCCGACUUUCUGAGAUCGACCUCACACUGGGGUCUGGCUACACCAAAUAUGAUCUCCUCAAACAGAUGAACCGCACCAUGAGGACCCUGGCCUUGAAACAAAAAGCAGAAGCUAAGAGAAAUAAAUUGAUGAAAAAAGGAAAAAGACUAUAUCCUAAACGAGGUAAGAAGCGUGUAAACAUCAUGUUGGACGACGACACACCACUCCAAUCCGACAUUGAGGAUGGGGCUCAAGAUGAGGACCCCUUUACCUUACCCAUGUUUGGGAUGUCACCCGGCCCCACACCCCCAGGGACUCCCCCUAGUAAACCGGCCACCCCUGUGGACUGGGUUCCCCAUAUUGAGGGAACAGACAUUGUAGAAGAUAAAAUAAAACCGGAGAAGGCGGUCCCGGAGCCUGUUGCAGCCGACCUGGAUCCUUUUCAACAUUUAGCACCUGAAGCAUCUAUUGAGUAUAUACCCCCUCAGAAUACACUGGAUAUACUUCCAGCUGAUUCUGUUCCUGAAUUCUCAAAGAAAAACAUAGACUAUGACAUACCGAAUGUUCUGGAUUCAGAUGAUCGCACACCCGUAACUCUGAUACAAUCAGUAGACAUUCAGGAUGAACCGGACAAUGUCACUGAGUUCAAAUCUGAGUUUUUUGGUACUGAAACGGAAAAUGAUACAGAGAGAAAAGAUGAUAUUUCUGAUAAGCCCCAAGUUGGUAUUUCCUCAGAGUCAGAAUAUCAACAAGAGCCAGAGGAAAAAUCAACAGAGAUUGAAGUUAAACAUAAAACUGAUAAUGAUUUUUCUAUUAUACCUGCAUUGACAUGUAAAAGUAAAAUGUUGGUUUCUCGUAAUGAUGGUGAUGAUGAUGAUGAUUUGGCUAUGGUGCUAAAUGAAAUAAAAAAGGAGAAAGGCUCAAGUUUGUUGUCCACAAUUAGACUUCCCCAACCGGAGGAGGAUAUCAAAGGGAGACAACUGCGUGAGGAAGAAACAUUCACUCCAGUGGAGAAAACACGCCCCAGGUCUGAGCACCAGUAUGAGGAGGAAGAGGAAGAGGUCCCAAGACGCCGCAGCAAAUACAGCCUUGCCAAUGCCAGGGUUGAUGUUAAAGGCCUUAUGAGGCCACAGUCAAAACGAUUACCAAGACGAUUUCCUUCACCUUCACCUUCCAGACGGGAGUCCGACCAUUCUCAUACUACUUUAACAGAAGAAGAUUUGAAGCGACUGCAGCAGCAAGAGAAAGAGAUGAGGAAAAAGCAGAUGAAGGACAGGAAAUUUCCAAAGAAAGGUCAGAAGAUGACACGACAGGAACUGAUAGAACAGCAGAGACUACAACAGGAGAUGCAGAAGAAGAAGUAUGACGUACCUGCUGGUUACAAGCCCCGAGCCCCUGACCGACAGAAAGAAGACGGCAACGACGGCUCCUACCCAAUGGUCAUGUUCCAGCAGGAGGAUAUUGACAACUUCCAGGACAUGAUGUGGGACCCUGAGCCGGAGGGUGCCAAACAAGUUGGCCUCAUGGGUACCAAGCUCGACCUCCCACCUGCUCGUAAGCCAAUGGAACCACCCAGACCCAUCAAGCCUAUCGUAAACCGACCUGGAGCUCCUCCGGCUAAAUCAGUGGAACAGCUCCCUCCUAGUACAGAGGCAACAAUUGCUGCGGAACAAAUGACAAGGGAGGAAACUCCUGUCCAGCUUAAAACGCUAGAUCUGCCUAUGCCACAAUAUAAGCCUCCUGAGCCCAAACCUGCAUCACCUACUAAAGAUGUAGAUAAGGAACACAAUAAAGGACUUGAUCACAAACCAGCUGAGGAGGAAAAGGACAGAGAAAACUUGUCACCAGAUGUUGAGACAGCUUUGCAAAGACGAUGGGAAAAGGGCGAGGCCAUGCGCAAACCUGUGGUGCCUGCCCCUCAGGGUACCCUAAAAAAAUUAUCUGAACAACGCAAGGCAGGCUCCAAGCCAAUCAAAGUUAUCCUGCCUCGGGAAAAUGAUGCACCACAAGAUCCUCACACACUACAAGAAUCACCCAUGCCAGAGAUUACAGAGGAGGACAUUGAGAAGUAUAUGAAAGCCCUCGACUCUGACCCCGAGGAGGAAGAUGACAUAGAGAUAUACCAUGGGGCGUUCAGAAGGAUGAGCAAGACAAAGAGAUCCAUCAAGGAUGGAGGUGUUCUCAUGCUGGAGGAGAAAAAGAUCAUCCGCCCUUAUUCCUCUGUCACCAGGCGAGACACUCCUGAAGCUAAAAAGGAUCCAGACCGAGUACGGCCCAAAACUGCACAAGUACACUUUCAUGCCAAUUUGGAGCUUAUACUAGAGCUUCCGGACAACAUAGACGACCUGCAAAAUGCCUUUGAUGACGCCUUCGACCGGUACCAGGGCAUGCCAGGAACACCGGCAGCCCUUACGAAAAACAAACUGUACAGAAAUGACAGCACUAAUUUUGAGAGCAACUGGCAGGAGAGGGCUAUUGAGAGACACAUGCUGCUGCGAAUGCAGAAGGAGCUACGUUGUAAGAGCGCUGCCCAGAAGCGUCAGGCAUGGGAGUCCCAGAGGGGAGGUGCCAAGAGGAUGAUGUCGAGCCGUGAGGUUAUAUCAGAUGACCCCACACAAGACCUAGUGCAGUCUGGAUCAACAUCAGCUCGAUCAGAUACGUAUACUGUCGCUGCUAAAAGAGAGUUGGGACGUCUGUCUUCCCUUGGAAUGCACAGCCCCGGACCACCAAGGUACUCUGCCACUCCAUUAACACCUGUACCCCAGCGACCACAAACGGCAUUCGUUCCCCUACCUGUUCCACCAACAGUCGCCAACAAGUCUGAACUCAAAACAGAGAAGCCUUUCAGAUUUGUAAUGGGCAAAAAUGGGCCUCCAUCCGUAAGACCAUCACCAAGGCGAUCCAUGGUUGACUUCAACGUGGAGCCAAAAAUGAUCGACCCACGGAACCCCAGUCGAACAUACAGGCCAUCCACAAGUAGAUCCAUACCCAGCAAGUGCAGUCGUUACAUGCUUGUGUCACGGCCGAAAGAGAAGACGAAUUUCCCUCUUCCUUCACCUAUAGAAGAACAACUUCUGGCUGACAGAUUUCCUAAUUUGGGCAUGCAAGUGUAUCGCCACCACUCGGACAUAGCUCUACGUUCUAAGAAGGUGUCUUAUUGCAUAGAGUACACACCGUAUGGCAGCUGUAGAUGACCUAAAUGACCGUCGCGUGAUGUCUGUGUAUCUUUUUUAUUUAUUGUGUACCUACGAUAACUUGAUAGACGAACAUUGGUGUAGAGUCCAUGAUUCUGAAAGGCUAUACGAAAAUCCCACCCGUCUACAUUGACGUAAAGUACAAUAAGUGUUUGUCAAUAAAGUUGUUGCAGCUAAAGAUAGUGAUUUGCCGGAUGUUGCGUAAUGAGUAUAUUUGCACACGGUAGGCUAGAUAGCAUAAUGCAUUAAAUCCAAAUUAAGAGAUGUACUUUACUGAUGCGAGAAUGACGUCCAUUAUUGUGAUGUGUGUUCAUAUUGAUUUAUUGUUGUUAGUGGCUUGUUGGAUCAAUAUCAUUCGUAUGUACUAGACAUUCCUCACAUUCCUUUAGUUUGUAUUGAUUGACAUACUUACUUUUUAAAUGUUACAUGUGUAUGUCAAUUAUAUUUUGUAACAAAAAGUCAUUUUUGCUUGAAUACUGUUGUUUUUGUCGCGAACAAGUCGUCUUCCUAUGGCCUUUGAUGUUGCUAGGACGUUAAAUUGUAAUUGAAAAUUAUAGACAAACGCCAUUUCGGCGUUUUAUUCGCUAAUGGAUUUUCAAUACUGGCUAUCAAUCAUUUACAAUGCAUUAAAAACGUCUAGAAAUUGUUUCAUGGCUGUUUUAUAUAUAAUUAUAGAAGAUUUCAAAACCCCUCUAUUAGAGUAUAGUAUGUUUUUCAUGUGAAACGACAUCCAUUUUAAUAAAAAUAUUCUAGAAGUAUUACGUUCCGUCCUUUUAAGUUUUAUCAAAUAUAACUGUGAUAUUCUUUUUGAAGAUGGUUGUAAAAAUGACCUUGAGAUUUAGCUUUUUAUCAGGAUAUUUCGUGUUUCCCAUUUUGAUGACAUUAUGGUUCCGCCACAAGUAUAGUAUACAGUUUAUAAAUAUGUUUAUAAUCACCCAUGUGCUUUUUACAAUCCUUUAGUAUGCAUUUCAUUAUUUAUAUCUCCUUCCGCAUUUACAGAAAUUCUAUUUUUACAUGAUUGUAGUUCUUGAAUCAAUGUCAUCAACAUGUCUGUCUAGGAUGCUUUACACAUGUAUAUUUACUUGUCAACAUUAUACCUUGUACAUACUGUACAGACAUUGUCCUAGGAGCUGCCUUGUAUUAUUUAUGUCUCGAUUGUGUGCUGUAUGUCUGAUAAGUUAUGUGAGUGCAUCUCAAAAUGUUACUUUUUUAUUGAAGCCAUUGUGAUAUUCAUUUGUUAGAAAACAGUAUCAUUGUUUUAUAAAACAAUACUUUUGUCACCUGUGAAUGUUUGUGUGGUAAUUUUCUAUGACAUUUGUUACUAUGAGUGACACGUAUCUACCUUUGUUCUAUAUUCGUGAUAAUGCUUCCAUAAAUCGUCGUGUCAUAUACAUUAUAACCCACUCUUCCUAAUCGGUUUUUUUUUUCGAUAUAUUUUUUUUACUUUCAAAAUUAGAAUUCAGUUGCACCUCUUCUUAAAUAUCUCGGAAAUGAAGUAAAUGUAGUGUAUAUUACUUAGUUCGAAAUUACCAAAGAUUCAGUGAUAUUGCACCAAAUACAUGCAUGGACCCUGUACCAUUCAUUGAUGGUAAUGUAGGUGAAGUACAUUUAUUUGUCUAGUCAUUAAAAUCUACGCAAACCAAUCUGAAAACAUGUACAUUAAAGUAGUACGGUAAGAUUGAAUGUUAAAUUUCACGUAGACUCUCUUGUAUUGUGGCCCAUGGACAAUUAAAGCCAAUGAGGGCCAGACUCAUCAAAAUCCAGAAUAUGCAAAUAUUUAAAUUACAGAAAUAUCUUCAAUCACCAUGACAGUCACUUCGCGAAAUUCAGAGGUCCGGCUGAUGACUGGAAUUUUAUGAAUACCCUCUGGUGAAACUAGAUGUUUCCUUUUUCAGCGCUCUAGUAGAUUCAUUCCUCGAAUUAUUUUUAUCAAACUGUUACUAUUUUUAGCGGGGCCGGUAGGGGACAUGUAUUGCUUAAGUACACAUAAAGUACUAUUGUAAUGUUUUGCUUGCUUCUGUGUACAUCAUUUACAAUCUUCCCUUGUAUAUUGCCAAAUAAGCUUAGAAGUAUCCAUUUGCUGCAAAGUGCAAUCUUCCUGAUAAAAAUGUACAACAACGGAUUUGUGAAAAGUUUAUUAAAAUCCAAUUUGUUGACGUUUAAUGUUGUACAGUUUUAUCCAAUGGGUAGUAUUUCCUCCAGACGUUUAUAUACAAAGGCGGACUAUAAAGGGAAUAUGCAUGAACUCGAAAUGACGCUAAAUUCUAACUCUCAAUUUCAGAGACCAGUAAUUUUGAAAGAAAGCAUUUGUCGCCUUUCUUAUAAACAUUUCAUUUAUCAAAAGAAAUAGUGUAUUUCAUACUUGUGUAAUCGCACUUCCUAUAUCCAAAUGUGAAGGACGAAAUUAAGCAAUCAGUUACAAUGAAAUAGUGAAUACAUCUAAAAUGGAAUCAUUUUACACCAUUUACGUUCUCCUCCCUAAUUGUUUUAUCCUAUAUCUGUACUCGGAAGUUCCAGAGGUGUAGAGUAGUUGUAAGGCCUGUCUUUUACCAAAACCAUGAAGUGUGCCUUUGUUUGGAUUUUCUUUACCCAUGUGGAGUUUGUUUUGUUGUGUAAUGUUCUUAUUGAGUGUUGAUGAUGAAUGCCUUGAAAAUACUCCUUCCAUCAACAAUCUAUAUUUAUCUGAUUUCUGUAGGAUCAAUCAUUCAAUGCGAAAAGGUAAAGAAGUCCAAGAACGUGAACGAAAAUUUGGCAAAUAUCAGUAUUAUUUAAUCCUUUUUUGUGUGUGAAACUACACCAUGCAUGACGUCGAUUGUAAGUAAAAUCGGAUGUUGUUCCUCUUUAAAAUAUGUAACUAAAUAAUGGUACUCAUUUUAAAAACAAAGUUGUUAUACUGCGGAUAAAAGGGUAAUCAGUUCAUUACAGAUACCAAUGAAUAUCAAUAUUGAAAAUAUAUAUAUUGAUAUCAAACACGAGGAAAAUACUUCACUUGCAUCAACACUUUAGCCAAUAAUAGGCGUAAUUUAGAUUUAGUUUCUCUAUAGAAAACAUGACUGUCUUGCCACUUAUAUUAAGCGUUAUAUCAAACAGGAUCUCGCAUAUUCUGAGUAGGUUAGCACUGUUAUAUUUUACUAUGAAUACAUUUGUGACUUUUUAAUGACCCGGAAGAUUAUGAUAGGUUAAAUUUAUGAAACUUUACGAUGAGUGCCAGACCUUUGCUAUACUCAGAUAAUCUUUGAGGGGCGUCUUUAAUCUUUCUUUUUUUUCUUUUUUUUUUUUGUUAGGUGCCGUAUAUGAAAAAGUGAAAUGUUUACAUAAAUCCAAUGAAAAAUGAAAUUGAAACAUUCAAACGGUUUUGUUAGGUAAAUGAUAACCUCAAUUUGAGGUUUCGCCUAUAACGAUGCAAUCCGCUGAUUUGGAAAAUCUCAUCAAUUUGAAACCCAAAACUCAGAUUGUUUCUUGGAUCCAACACUCGAGAAAUUUUUAAAUUUUAGAUUGUUUAAUUUUGGGACUUUGGGUUGAAAACUGAUAGCACGCAGUUGGUUAAUGAAGACUGUACAUUUUAUAGAAUUGUUGAUCCAUAUAUUAUACGUCAUAGCUUUGAUCAGAUGGAAGUAAGUGUUUUAUUUAUGGAAAGUUAAUCAGGUAGAAGGUGCUUUGUCUUAGAAAUGAAUUUCUUACCAGAAUAAAAAUGUGAAACUAA
Molecule: messenger RNA, 9814 nt
Organism: Pecten maximus
Lineage: Eukaryota; Metazoa; Mollusca; Bivalvia; Pectinida; Pectinidae
Exons: 40
Coding region: 109-6111 (2000 amino acids)
Molecular function (GO): protein binding
Source: RefSeq, a predicted model, not a curated record